Molecule: messenger RNA, 2897 nt
Organism: Protobothrops mucrosquamatus (brown spotted pit viper)
Lineage: Eukaryota; Metazoa; Chordata; Lepidosauria; Squamata; Viperidae
Gene: GFM2
Product: G elongation factor mitochondrial 2
Exons: 20
Coding region: 197-2515 (772 amino acids)
Biological process (GO): mitochondrial translation; ribosome disassembly
Cellular component (GO): mitochondrion
Molecular function (GO): GTP binding; GTPase activity; translation elongation factor activity
Source: RefSeq, a predicted model, not a curated record
UGUCUUCGGCGCUCGGAGCCUCCAAGGAGUGGAGGACCUUUGGUUCUCGGGGGGUAUCUCGUUACGACCCAAUGGUGGUGGUGUUAUCGUAUGGGUUUAUUUGAUGCCUCGAUUUCCGUAGCAUUAAGUGCUUUCUGCCAAAACUAUUAAGCCUUUUCUGUAGCAGCGAUUUACAUGAUUAGGCUGGCCGGUGAACAUGCUACGCCACACGAGAAAAAUGAUCGUGCCCUCGCUCCAAGGGUGUACACAUUGCAGAAAAGCAAGAAUUAUUACUAUAAAACGCUUCAAAGACUUUUUGAAUCUUCAAAGAAAUUACAGUCAUCCAGCAGGUGAAGUAAAAUCUUUACGUUCUGUUUUAACUCCACCAAUAUCUAAGAUCCGCAACAUAGGUAUAAUGGCCCACAUAGAUGCAGGAAAAACAACAACUACAGAGAGAAUGCUGUAUUAUUCUGGUUACACAAGAAUCCUUGGAGAUGUUGAUGAUGGUGAUACGGUAACAGAUUUCAUGGCACAGGAACGGGAACGUGGCAUUACCAUUCAAUCUGCUGCUGUCACGUUUGACUGGAAAGGCCAUCGAAUCAACCUGAUAGAUACACCAGGUCAUGUGGACUUUACUGUGGAGGUGGAACGUUCCUUGCGAGUGUUGGAUGGGGCAGUGGCUGUUUUUGAUGCUUCAGCUGGUGUGGAGGCACAGUCUCUGACAGUCUGGAGGCAAGCAGACAAACAUCAUAUACCCAGAAUUUGCUUUUUAAACAAGAUGGACAAACAUGGAGCAAGUUUCAUCCAUUCAGUUGAGAGUAUCGAACAAAAGUUGAAAGUGAAGCCUUUACUUCUACAGUUGCCGAUUGGAGAGGCAAAGUCUUUUAGAGGAAUAAUUGAUGUGGUGAACAAGGACCAAGUGAUCUGGAAUGCUGUCACUGGAUUGGAUGAUGGAAAGACCUUUCAGAAGAAAGCCUUGGAAGAAGCUGGCGAUCUUAACUUAUUAAGAAAUGCCAAUGAUGCAAGACAUACCUUAAUAGAACAAGUUGCAGACCUGGAUGAUGAAUUUGCUGAAUUGGUCCUUGGAAACUUCAGUGAGAGUUUUGAUUCAUUAUCAGCUGAUGAGCUGCAGGCUGCAAUACGAAGAGUAACCCUGGCUCAAAAAGCAGUGCCUGUGUUUUGCGGAAGUGCGUUGAAAAAUAAGGGUGUUCAGCCCUUGUUGGAUGCGAUUGUCAAGUAUUUGCCUGCACCAGAUGAACGCAGCUAUGAUUUCUUGCCAUGGUAUAAAGACGAUCUAUGUGCUCUGGCAUUUAAAGUUCUUCAUGACAAACAGCGUGGGCCAUUGGUUUUUUUGCGCAUUUACUCUGGCACAAUGAAGCCUCAAUCAGCCGUUUAUAAUAUUAACAAAAAUUGCACGGAGAGAAUGAGUCGCCUGCUCCUGCCUUUUGCUGAUCAGCAAAUAGAAAUCUCUUCUCUAUCCGCUGGCAACAUUGCCCUGACUGUGGGAUUGAAACAGAGCGCCACUGGUGACACUGUCGUUUCUUCAAAAGCGUCUGCAGUGGCUGCAGCACGUCGAGCUGGAAGAAAUGUGGCAUCGGCGCAUGGUCAAGCUAAAGAAGUACAGAACCUCCUGUUAGCUGGCAUUGAGGUUCCAGAGCCAGUCUUCUUUUGUGCAAUAGAGCCACCUUCCAUGGCCAAACAACCAGAUCUGGAUCAAGCAUUGAUUUGUCUGCAGCGUGAGGAUCCAAGUCUGAAAGUUAAGAUCGAUGCUAAUACGGGACAGACAAUUCUUUGUGGCAUGGGAGAACUACACAUUGACAUCAUUCAUGACCGAAUCAAACGCGAAUACAAACUGGAGACUUACCUUGGACCUCUUCAGGUUGCUUAUCGAGAAACAAUCCAAAACUCAGUUGAAGCUGCAGAUACACUGGACAGAACAAUAGGAGAAAAGCGACAUCAAGUGACGGUUGAGUUGAGAAUUAAGCCAUGGGAGGGAGAGAUGCCAGCAAUAGCACCAGUCAUUGAGUAUGCUGAAAGUAUCAGUGACUUACUUCACCCUGACCUUCGUGAAGCUAUAGAAAAUGGAAUUUCAACCUCCUACCUUCAAGGACCACUUAUGGGAUACCCAGUUCAAGAUGUAGCAGUCACUGUCCGGUCAGUAGCUACAAAUGCUGAUACAUCACUAACUAUGGUUUCUGCAUGUGCUUCUCGUUGCCUGCAAAAGGCUUUAAAAAAUGCUGAUAAACAAGUCCUGGAGCCUGUCAUGAACUUGGAAGUGACUGUGCCUGGAAACUAUGUUGGUGUAGUACUUGCUGAUCUUGCACAGAGGAGAGGCAACAUAGAAGACAUUCAAGGUCGCCUUGAUAACCAAGUUGUGAUUGCAGCUGUCCCCCUAGCAGAAAUGAUGGGCUAUUCAACAGUUUUACGUUCUUUGACAUCUGGGACUGCUACAUUUACGCUGGAAUUGGCAAACUACCGCCCAAUGAGCCUGCAUGAGCAAAAUGCUUUGCUUAAUAAAAGGACUGGUUUGGCAUGAUGUCAUGGAGGGCCACGGACUUGUUUUAAUCCUUUGUUAGGAAGCAGUUUAUGUUGGACUUAGAAUGAUCAAAGUAUAUAUUGCUGCUGCAGCAGCCUAUUUAUACGUCAGUAGAAAUUAUAACAUAUAAAUUAUAAUUUAUCUUCAGAAAAAUUGAUGUUUUGUGACUACAAUCAGUUAUUCCACUCAAGAACUACAAUUGCCUUUUCCCUAACUGUUAUUUUGUUAUAUACAAAAUAUGCACUAGUAUAUUUCUGGUCCAAGGAGUUAUGUAGUAGGAUUUGUAGAGUUUUGCUGUUGUACAUCUCUCUUUUCCUAUAUAAUUCACACUGAUACAUAUGUGUCACAUUAAAAUAAAGUAUAGGCACUUUGGCUACGAUCC